Messenger RNA from Syngnathoides biaculeatus (alligator pipefish), 5622 nucleotides. It is a transcript of the gene tcf3a, whose product is annotated as transcription factor 3a. The transcript has 20 exons. Gene Ontology annotation, biological process: regulation of transcription by RNA polymerase II. Gene Ontology annotation, molecular function: RNA polymerase II cis-regulatory region sequence-specific DNA binding; DNA-binding transcription factor activity, RNA polymerase II-specific; protein dimerization activity. Gene Ontology annotation, cellular component: transcription regulator complex. The coding region runs from base 720 to 2579 and encodes 619 amino acids. NCBI's taxonomy places the organism in Eukaryota, Metazoa, Chordata, Actinopteri, Syngnathiformes, Syngnathidae. The record is from RefSeq and is a predicted model, not a curated record.
ACCCCCCCCCCCCCCCCUCCAUUUUAGUUUGUGCAUUUUGUUCUUCUGUGCUCGUCAAGAGUCUCGGAGCAGUGCGAAGAAAACUGCAAGUUUCUCUCUGCCUCUCUGUCUUUGCAAAGAUCUCAUCAAAAACGGCAAAAGACAAGAUUGUUUCACGAUUGAAUUGUAAAACACAGCACUCCUGUAUUUUUUUUCUUCUUCUUUUCCACAGGAAACAGGAAACCACAAGUCAUAACAGGAUGCCCUUGGUUACCAUACUGUACCUGAUGCGUGGGUAGCUGCACGGGGGUAACCCAUUUCCAAAUUUAUGGUGGUUGUGUAAGAAGAUGAGUCCGUGAAUGCGAAACCCGUGGGUGGAGUGCGGUGUUAGGAAAAUGGAGUUCCACUCUAAAUAUAGAUUUUUUUUUUUUUUUUUUUUGCGACGUAUGUGCCUGCGUGUCUCCCCCACCGCAAUCUACAACAGAUCAUUUGUCCUAGUUUGUGAAAGGCAGCAAACCAAGUGUCGUUUGAUGUCCGUGUAGCGUGCCGAUAGCGUCACCUCAGAUGCAAACGCACCCUCUCUGUGUUUCCCCCAAGUGCGCUGUCGGAGCUGCGUUGAGAAUCUGUGACAUGAGACACAUUUUGUCGUACUGAGGUCGAGCCGGCUCGUGUCAAAUCCCUGGUGAAAACAUGUCUAAGGUGGCUUGCAGACUGAAAGGGCAAGUGAACAGCAGCCGAGAAUGACGACAGUGGGGACAGACAAGGAGCUCAGCGACUUGCUGGAUUUUAGCGCGAUGUUCGAACUUCCAGUUUCAAAUGGCAAGAAUAGGGCAACAGUCAGACUGGCCAGCAGUCAGUUUGGGGGCUCAGGCAUUGAUGAGAGGAACGGGUCCAGUCCUUGGGGAUCAGGAGAGCAGAACAGUCCAUCAUCGUUCAGCCAGGGGAGGUGUUUCGGAGAAGAAGCUGUUUACAAUGACCAAGCUGGCGUUUCACCUGGGACAGUGUUUGGUACAGGGAUUGCUGGGAAGGCUGAGAGAGCCCCAUACUCACCAUUUGCAACACAGCCGGGGUUUCUGCCCAGUGAGAUAGCCAUGCCAAGUCCUGAUGCCCUGUCCCCCUCUGGUUUGAAGACCACCUCCCAGUUUUAUCCCUCGUAUGAAGGCAACAACCCUCGGAGACGACCCGCACAAGACCCCAUCGAAGCCCAGCCAAAAAAGAUCCGGAAGGUGCCCCGCGGCCUGCCCUCCUCGGUUUGUGCCUCAGCCGAGGAUUUUAACAGGGACAAUGCUACAUACUCUGCUUCCAAAGCAGGAGGCAUUUACACGCCCCCAUUCUCCAUGCAAGAAGGCCUCCACCCGCCUUCCGAUUCAUGGGGUUCUGCUGGGUCGAUGGUUCAACCUGGUUAUCCUUCCAUGCUGGGUAACUCCACCCAUCUGAGCCAACAUGGUCCCUUUACUGCUAUCAACCCCCAAGACAGACUGAAACGGCAACCGUUGCCCCUCUCACCACAAAACUACCCCUUGCAUGGCAGUGAGGUGAACGGGACCCAUCCUGCUGGCUUCCACUCUGGCUCAAACAGCUACGGAAUCCCCAAUCACACAUCCCCUCUUUCUGCCAAUCGGGGAACAGUACCUGGAAGUUCUGGUGAUGAAAUUGGAAAAGCACUUGCUUCUAUUUAUCCUUCAGACCCAAACAGUAAUGGCUACUCUUCAUCCCCAUCAACACCCUCCGGCUCUCCUCAGGCUGCAUCAGGAGCUAUCUCCCAGUGGACAAGGUCAUCUGGACAGGCUACUCCCUCACCUAACUUUCAUGGUGGGAUACACGGCAUGUCUAAUAAACUGGAGGACCGCCUGGACGAAGCUAUUCAUGUUCUUCAGCGACACGCUAGUGGACAAGGAGGACCUGGACUGGCUGAGAUGCAGAGUCUGCUGGCAUCUGGCUUGGGCUUAUCUUCAGCUUUUAGCAGCACAGCGCUUGGACUCACCAGUCGCCUGCCUGGAAUGGGCUCCAGUCACCAUGAAGACUCUGCUGGCCUGCCCUCUAAUGGAGGACUUGGGCAUCACAGUUCAUCUACCUUGCAGGGCUCACAGCCUGAAGGUUUCACAAGUAUGGUGAGCAGCCUUAAUCGUUCCAGUGACAUCAAACGAGAGACUAGGGAGGAGGAUGAAAACUGCUCCAUGACUGACAAGUCAGAGGAUGAGAACAAAGAGCUGAAGGCUCUUCAAACAAGUCUGAUUGAUGAGGACGAAGAUGAAGAUCUACCAGUGGAGAUUAAAGCUGGGCGGGAGAAAGUGCGGAGGAUGGCAAACAAUGCCCGCGAGCGGCUUCGCGUGCGGGACAUCAAUGAGGCCUUUAAGGAGCUGGGCCGCAUGUGUCAGCUCCAUCUGAACUAUGAGAAACCGCAGACUAAAUUGAACGUGCUCCAACAGGCCGUUAACGUUAUACUCAACCUGGAGCAGCAAGUCCGAGAGCGUAAUCUCAACCCAAAGGCCGCCUGCCUCAAGAGAAGAGAGGAGGAGAAAGUGUCGGGCAUGGACCCCCAGAUGCAGAUGGGCGGAGGUCUCGGAGGUGAUGGACACAACCCUAUAAGCCAUAUGUAAUUCCAAGCUCCUGUUAACAAGCAGAUGUUUGAACACGUGGCCUUAACGCACCUCCAUCUGGUUUUUGGAAGGCCCACGCCUCAUCACUGUCAGAACGGGGCCACAGUGACAAACACACGUAACAAGCACACCUGGAUAGAAUGAAACGUGUACCCAAAAUUACAUGAUUUGACUCAAGGACACUGAGGCCGGAACAUUAUUAUGAUCAAGACAUUCUAAAAAAAAAAAAAAUCCUUUACAUGUUGGGAGCAAACUUGUUCGGAUCAAAUAGUCCUUUUCUCCUGUGAGCAAAGCCAGGAUUCGUAUUAUUAUAAUAUGUGGCAUUCCCACUUAUAAAGGUGGUCUUAGAUGCAUUUUACGAUAGAUUGACUGAAUAGUCAGGGCUUGGUUCUUGUCUUCUUUUUUUCUACAUUUCUUUCCCUGACCGGUGCGGUAAUACGGCAAAUAUGGCAUGUGAUAUUUUUCACCUCUUAAACUGUGGAUCCUACCUGUCACUGUCAUGCAAGUGGAAUUGAAAGACUGCCAGAGGGUGUGCCACCACUUGGGAAAGACUACAGACAUAAUUGAGUCCAUAUGCGGGGCUUCCAUAGAAAUACAGCAUCUAGAUGUCAUUGCGUUGCCUACACGCUUGUCGCUUGUAUGUUCAAAUAUGGUGUGAGCGGGCAUCCUGCUUGGUCCAGUCACAAGAGGACACUUUUUAUUAUUUGAGCAGAAUGAACCUGCAACGUCUUUUCAUUUGUUACUGUUCUUUUUAAAAGUCAUUGCACUUGAAUCAGACGGGUAGUCUUUAGUUUUUUUUUUUGCAAACAAAAAUACAGCAGUCCCUUUGGAUACGAGUGACCUCCUUUUGAUUAAUUUAAGCGAUAUUAGCUGUCAUGCGGACCCUUUUUUUUUGUUUAGCAUUCGGAGUACAAAGUUAUGUUCGCUUUAUGAUGGAAUUAAAACCAUAAGGAGCAGUUUUGCAGAUAGUAAACAAUUUAAAAUCAGCAAAUUACUUUCCCUUAAGAUCGUCUCUGCGAGUUUAAUAUUAACAUAAAUUAGAAAACACCCUUGACUUGCUAUCGAUUAGCAUAGAUCAGGGGUGCCUAAUGCGUCGAUCACGAUCUUGAGGUCUAUUUCAUUCUGAGUGGGGAGCAGUUGAAAGAACUGCAGAAACAUCUCUAUAUAUCAUUUUCCUAUUGUCCAAAAGCUCGGGACACUGGGACACCACAUAUUCAAACACACAGUGGAGUGGCUUAUGUAGACAGUAUCACAACACAUAUAUUCUUUAUCCUUUGGGGAAAAAAAACAAUAUUAUUGAAGUUUAUCGAGUCAUUGAGAAUAGUGCUGACUCCGUUUGUUGGAAUGACUGUAUAAUACUCACCCCCCCCCCCCCCAUGAAUUAGAGUGAAGCAUUAAAUUAUGAUGUACAAACUAUAAUUCUUUAAAUUCUAUUUAAUGUUAUUGUUUCUAUAACACAUGGAUGGCUAUUUUCCUUAUUAAAAAAACAUUACAUUUUUUUGUGGGUUGGCUGGAAUGCCUUAAUGGGAUUUCCAUUCAUUUCAAUGGGGAAAGCUGAUUUGAAAUAUUAGUGUUUUGAGUCACAAGCUUGGCCACUGAACAAAUUCAACUCGUAUCACAAAUCACUACUGUAUUCUUUUUUUUUAAUAUAGCACAUGUAGAGCAGAUGAUAAGUGGUUACUUAGGGACCAUUUGAAUGCCAGUUUUGGAAGUCUCUAGCUGUACUCUGUGAUUGGACCAAUCAGAGCACACCUUAUUUCCAGUUCGUUGACUGCUUCCAUUGACAAGCUCAUCUCCUAAAAAAGGUUGUGUAGUGGGAAGAAAGCGAGUAUUGAAAGAUAUGUUGAGUUGUAAUAUUACCCUCUUGACUAUUUACUCGAUUGUUUGACUUUGUUGCUCUGUAUUGAGCUUUUUUUUUUUUAUUGUAUUUUUUUUUUGCAUUUUGAACAACUUCAAAACCUGUGUAAUGAUCUUCCUUUUGUAGAACAGGUCAGUGUUUUGUUGUUUGUAAGAUGUUAAGGCUUUGUUUGUUUGUUUUUUUUGUUUUCCCAUUUGGAAUGCUCUUGUUUUUUCUGUAUUUUUUUAAAUGGACGUUUUAGAUUCCGGGAACAAAGUGAGGUGUUUUGUUUUGUGUUGUGCCAGGUGCUUGGAAAUGUUAGAAAUGACAAAUUCUGGCCGUAUUGUCACAUGUUGUGAUGAUUAUAUAUUUUUUUCCUUUCGGUUGUGCGCAAACCUGACAUUUUUACUUGGAUUAUUUUUGUUUGCACCAGUUCAUUUUAAAGUGUCACAAUAACUCGUUCUGUCUUCAUAUUAAGGAUGUAAUUUGAUUAAGUUGGAGCCACAAUAUAUAUUUUGAUUUGUUCUUCAGCUUCAUUGUAAUGCAAUUCAUCAAAACGAAUGCAUCAAGCUCGGCCUUAGUCAUUUUCCUGACUUUGGGCAUUUUGAUGACUGGGACUCACCAGUGCCUGAUGACUUCUGUUACUUGCAUAUGACUGAAACCUUGCUUAGAUUGACGAGUCCAAGACCAUCAACAAGAAUUUAUUGAUGUGGUAACUCUGACACUGAAUCCUACUUAAACCUUUUGUUUACUGAUUUAUAUUUGAAUAUGACUAUGUCCUGGACUGUCAUGUACAUUGAUACGUAUCUACAGCUGUAUGAUACAUCAGCUGGAAAACAACAUUUUGCUUUGCCUUUACGUCUCAUUUGCAAAUUACUCACUGAUGGAAUAGCCUGUAACUUUAUUUUCAUUCAGAAAAAAAAAAAGAAUUGUUCUGAUAAUGCACAAAAAUAGACUUGUCUUUAUGUAAAGGAUUUUUCUACCACGUUCAAGUAUGAAAAACAUGAUAUUCUUUGCUAGAAAACUGUCAUCCACAACAAAUGACUUGCUACAGCUCCUUGUCUUCAGAAAUACUUGAGGGCAAUAUCUAUGUAGGCUUUGUCCUCAAAGUGCCUCCAGUUUCCUAUUUUUAUAUAUAAAGUAGAUAUUGAGAACUGUUGUGUAUAUAACAGUAAUGUAGUAAUAAAUGUGCCAUUUUUAAUACCA